Messenger RNA from Phalacrocorax carbo (great cormorant), 723 nucleotides. The record is from RefSeq and is a predicted model, not a curated record. Lineage: Eukaryota; Metazoa; Chordata; Aves; Suliformes; Phalacrocoracidae.
GGGGCCGGGGCUACUUCCGGGGUGCUGCGGCGGAAGCGCCGGUCGCCGGGGGAAACACGGCGGGAGCGGAGUGAGCGGAGCGGGGUGGCGGCUCCCGGGCCAUGGGACGCCGUAAAUCCAAGCGGAAGCCGCCGCCUAAGAAGAAGGUGACGGGGACGCUGGAGACACAGUUCACCUGCCCCUUCUGCAACCAUGAGAAGUCUUGUGACGUCAAGAUGGACCGUGCCCGCAACACGGGGGUGAUCUCCUGCACCGUCUGCCUGGAGGAGUUCCAGACUCCCAUCACCUACCUCUCGGAGCCGGUGGAUGUCUAUAGCGACUGGAUCGAUGCCUGCGAAGCUGCCAACCAGUAGCAGCCAGGACAGACCCUGCCCGCAGCACAACCCUGGACCCCCGGAGGAGGGUGGUCCUGUCCCUGCCCCAAGACCCGCCGUGGGAGGUUGUGUCCCUGCUGCCCCUUCACGGCAUUUUCUUUACGUUUUCUACCUUUCUGUCCCCAGGCACGGGGGACCUGGCUCACACGGGGACCCAGGAUGUGUCCCCUCCCUGGGCACAGGACCUCUCCUCUUGGAGGAGGCUCGCCCAGCCUCACUGUGGCUUGUCCCAGGUGCUUAAUUGCUGUUCACCAGUGAGCUGCAGGGACGCGGGCCUCGGCCGGGCACGCAGGCAAUGUGUUUUGGCAGAGCUGCCUUUGAAUAAAUGCCCUUGCGGGGCUGGGCUGGG